UUAGAAUUUGCACAAAUCACCAGCUAACCAUGAUCAUGCAAGCUCAGUUGUGUCUGACGUAGUCAAGAUUUAACAGGAGAAAAUAGACGCGCACACAGUGUCUGUGAGAGGAGAAAGACACAAAAGGGAAAAUAGCGGAUGAUUUUGACCUCGGUGGAGUUUUUUGUUUGUUUUUGUCGCCGUUUUGGCAAACGGACAGCAAAAUAACUGGGUUCGCGAUGAGUGGUCGUUUAGGUUGACUGGACAGACGGUACGUACAAUAGAGAGUCCCUCACACCGUGUUUAAUUGCGGAUUAGGAGGAUCAAACGGGAACCGCGAGCACAACAACAACGUUCUUUAUUAGGAGGAGAGACCGCACGAGAUAAGGAGACCAUAUACGAUAGACUGUAGCGAAGAGAGGGAGAAUACAGAAAGCAUCGCUCGAAUGGUUGUGCCGUGGAUCCCGCGACGAUGCGACGACACUGUUGGAUGAUAGUGCUAGCGGGGAUGAUGUCGUACUUCAACCCAGAGAGAGCCCUUGGAGCCCCGCAGAGAGAAGUGUCUCAGUCCAGGACGGCCUCCCUCUCUCCUCCGCCUUACGUCGUCAUUCUCAUCUCCUGCUCGGGGCUAGUUUCCUUUGUUCUUCUUCUGCUCACCUGCCUGUGCUGCAAGAAAGGAGGAGUGGGAUUCAAUGAGUUUGACAAUGCAGAGGCGGAGGAGUGUUCAGGUGGUUCCAGCCCUGUGCAGGAAGACAGCCUGUCUUCCUGCCCCUCUCUCCCGGAGGUCUACACCCUGCCUUUCAGAGCCAGGCCCACCUGUGCUGCCCUGCACGACGCCUCAGACUCCAAGUCCCAGUGCUUCCGAAGGCACACUCUCAACUAUCUUCAGGAGAUAGGAAAUGGCUGGUUUGGAAAGGUGUUCUUAGCAGAGGUCCUGUGUGACUGCAGCUCCUCCCAGGCUGUGGUGAAGGAGUUGCGGGUCAGCGCCUGCCCUCUAGAGCAGAGGAAGUUCCUGGCCGAGUCCGAGCCAUACAGGAGCCUCCAGCACCCUAACAUUCUGCAGUGUUUGGGCCGGUGCAGUGAGAGCCUUCCCUUCCUCCUCGUCAUGGAGUUCUGUCAGCUGGGUGACCUGAAGAGGUACCUGAGAGCCCAGCGGAAGUCGGAUGGGAUGACCCCUGACCUCCUGAACCGGGACCUACUGACCCUGCAGCGCAUGGCGUUCGAGAUCACCUCCGGACUGCUGCACCUCCACGAGAACAAUUACAUCCACAGUGAUUUGGCCCUGAGGAACUGUCUCCUCACCUCAGACCUCACCGUUAGGAUAGGAGACUACGGCUUGUCUCACAACCACUACAAGGAUGACUAUUACCUGACCCCUGACAAGCUGUGGAUCCCCCUGCGCUGGAUCGCCCCAGAGCUGUUGGAGGAGUACCGGGGCUCUCUGAUUGUCACCGACCAGACCAAGAUCAGCAACGUGUGGUCUCUUGGGGUGGUGAUCUGGGAGCUGUUUGAGUUUGGCGCUCAGCCCCACAGGCACCUGAGCGAUGAGGAGGUGUUGACCUUCGUCAUCAGGGAGAGACAGAUCACCCUGGCCCAGCCCCGACUCAAACUCUCCCACACAGACUACUGGUAUGAGAUCAUGCAGUCCUGCUGGCUCCCUUCGUCCCAGCGGCCGUCCGUUGCAGAGGUCUUCCUCCUCCUGUCUUCCCUCCUGGCCGCCGAGCGGGGGAUGCCCAGGAUGGGGGAGGAGGAGGACGAGGAGUACGAGGAGGGCCGGGGAAGGAGAGGGGAGAGCGAUGAGUCCUUUGAGAGACGUUGGGAUUCCCUCCGUCCACCCGCCUUCCAGGCUGCAGCCAGCAAACGUCUGAGAGAGAGAGAAUAUGGGAGGGAUGAACGAGACAACUCGUACCCCCUGCUGGACCCUGUGGGGAACUGCAUCACCCCGUCCUCGACGGAACUCGACGACAUCCUGACUGUGACGGAAACAAGCAAGGGGCUGAAUUUCGAAUACUUCUGGGAGAAGGCUCACGGGAGGCGGGGCUACAAACCGCUUCCGCCUCCCCAGCCUAUCCCGGCGUCUAACUCCUCCCACAGACAGUCCCUGGACACGCCCACUGUGGUCCCGGUCAUAAGCGCCCGCAGUCCCUCCCUCGCCAGCGAGUACUACAUCCGGUUAGAGGAGCACACCCCACAGGACAAGUCCUCGACGCUCAAAGGGAAAGAACUGCGCUCCAGCUCCAUGUGCCCCGGAGACCUAGAGCUGGUGGAGAUCUGCAGCGGCUUGCUGGGGAAGGAGCGCAUUCCCUUCAGUUCGGAGGAAGGGUACAGAGGAGGUAAAAGCAUCCAGACGGUUCGAUCCAGGGAGGUCCAGCUGCUGGUGCAAAACACGGGCGUGGCGGAGUUCAAGGACACGUCCAGCAGGGUGACAGACUUCUCCGUGGUGGACUUGGGAGACGAGGACGAGGAGCAGCAGAACGGAGAGGGGGAGAAAGGAUCGUCCACGGCCUCCAAAGCCCCGGUCCUCCCUCCCAAGCCUCGCUCCAUGUCCAUGUCGUCAGGCAACCACCUCCACUCCCGCCCCCUCCCUGCACCUCCUCUGGGCUACCACCACAGAGGGCUAAGCUUAGGCCACUACCCCAGCUCUGUGGGGGGCAAGGUGGAGACAGACCCCUAUCACCUGGGCAGCUGCCCCCCGUCCAGCUUUGAGCACCUGGGGUUCCACCGCCCCCGCCAGACCAUGCCCCCCUCCCCGUCUCUCUCCCCCUCCCUGCCCCCCUCAAGCCAUCCCAUUUACCCCCCUCCUCAGAUGUGCCCUCCCCCUCUCCCCCCCCACUACAAAACUCAGCGAGGCCCCUACCCCAGCUACAACUCAGCAGACAGCUACUCCAGGUACAGCAUGACGCAGACACAUUCUCAGAGAGAUCCGCUAUCCUGUGACUACUCUGAGAGACAAGGAGGGGUGAGACGCGCAGCCUCCCUGCACGGCUCCAAGGAGAACUCCCAUUCCCGUUCCCGUCCUAAAGACUUUGACUCCCCCGUACGCCGCGUGAACGUCCUACGUCCUGUGUACACCAACAUCUCCCGCCCCCAGUCCACCCACCCCAGUAUGGAGAGGCAUUCCUCGUCAAGCCCCACCUACUCGGAUGAGGACGACUCCCCCUUCAUGUCCCCAGAGAAACCCAGUGGAGGAGGAGGGACCACGGUCACACACUCCAGCCUGUCAGAGGACUCCGAUCCAGCCACAGCAGAGCUCUUCUCCCGGGGAAUGAAGAGGACCCAGUCUCGCCUCGCCACCAUCCUGCCCACCAUCUGGAGGGAGGACGCGGAGCUGCAGGCCGAGCUGGUGGCCACAGCUCGAAAGUCCCCCCUGCAUCUGUUUCUGACAGAGGUCUCCAGCGUCGCAGAGUCGACCGAGGCCAAGACAGAGGAAGGCAGGACCUCCUGGGGAGAUGACAAGGAGAGACAGGAGAAGAGAGACAGAGGUAGAUCAGGCAACUUCCUCCAGCCGAGAGGGAUGCGCAGAUCCCGGUCGUUGGUGACUGAGCUGGGCUCUUCAGGACAGUCCUGGGCCUCCGAGGGACACAGCUCCAGGACGGACGAGGAGAAGAAUGGCACCAGAGGAUCCUUCCAGAGGGACCUGUUCCUCACAGAGAUCGACACGGGCAGGAUGAGCACAGACAGGAAGGGAGAUCCCGAUAGAGACCCGGUGAAAUACCUCCACCCUCCAGACUCCAGGUCACGUCCCUACGUCUGCGCCCCGGGACUCCCCUCUUAUGCGGAGGCAGAGGAGGCCUACUCCAAGGGCAUGAGGAGAUCCAGGUCCCUGCUGACAGAGAUCACCAUUGGGAGGGACGAGACCGAGCCUGAGAAAGAGCCCCAGAAGGCAGAGAUGACCAGAGAGGAGUUCCUGAAGGAGAUCCAUUCAGCAGAGACCUUUCUGACGGACAUCAUAUCCAGACAGAACGCAGCUUCUUCCAACAAACAGGGCGAGGCGUCCCACGUGUCCACGCCCGUGACCCCUGAGUAUGAGUCCAUAUGCAUAGACCCCGGUUCCUCCCAGACGAUCCGCUUCCAGUCGGAGAGUUCGGUACGAGCGUCGAGCAGAGGCAAAGACGACACACUAACGGAGGCCAUUUACGCACAGGUGACCAAGCGCGCCAAGAAAAGUGAGAUCAAGGUCACUCUCCGACCCGAGGUCCCAGUCCUGCACAUCGGCUCCAAUAAACAGACCGUUCUACCGGAAGGUCAAGGCUCCACUGACUCGGGGUCUGCGGGGUCGAAGGUCAAGGACUCCUCCGGCUCAGUGGCCCAGUCCCAGCAUGGGGACUUUGUGUUGUCAGAGAUCAUGCCUAAGAACAGCCUCCUGCUUAAUCAAACGACUUCUCCCAUGCCAGCAGGGGAGUCCGACUGCCCGGCCUUACCUGCCAGGGAGGACCCGAGACCCAGGGAGCUCUUUAGCCAAUCUCCGGUUGGGCCUCCGUCCCAGCAAAGCGGCACAGAAGACCCUGAGAAUGUGCUCUCCGAUAGAAAACCAGCCAGUAGCACAGUCGAUACAGAGAGUCAGAUUACAGAAGUGCACAGCACCUGUGAGACGAUGACAGGUGACAGUGAGGUCAUCGUAACAGGGACGGAGCAUCAGACACAGAACGAAGUUGCAGAUGUUUAUCACCAAUCAAGAGCAGAGACGUCAGACGCCACCGGCCCCAGCGACCCUGCGGUACCCGCCAAGCUCGCCGCCACCCCGACCACCCCCGACUGGGACCCGUCACCUGACGUCUCUCUCUCCACCGUCACCCCCACGGACUCAGCACUCUCCCCCCUAACUUCUAGCUCAGCCGACUGCCUCACGCCAGGCGACCCCUGGGCGGGGGGAGGAGGGCCAGGAGGGUGGAGGGCCCUGGGGAGUGACACCCCUCAUCGAGACUCAGCCUACUUCUCUGACAGCGACUGGGAAGGGGAGGGGCUUAACAGGAGGGGCGGUGAUGGACCGAACGCGUCCAGACCGACCAGCGGACGGGGAGGAGAGAGGGGGACGCUGACAGGGAUAGAGGAGCACACGGAGGUGGAGGAAGAGGGGGAGCCGGGGGGAAAGAGUCCCUUUAAGGAAAGCCAGGUCAUCUCUGACGCCUCGGUCGAAACAAACGUGCACACUGCUCACGUUGGUGACAAAGGGCUCAAUGACGAUUCCAAUGCAGGAGGGAAAGGUUUGUCGGGGUUUGAGUUGGAUCAGAGGGAGGAUUCGGGUGUUUUCCAGGAGGAAGACAGUGAGUCUACAGCUAAGAUGCUGGUGAAGUCAGGUUUACAGUCUGAAGAUCCUCAGACCAAGGGGAGCGUUGAGUUUAUUGCUAAGAUGUUCUCUAAUUUAGAUGAUGAGACACUGAAAGGCAGAGAAUCCAGGCUGUCUCGGUUUUACGGUAUACAAACCAGCAACGCCAAACUCGCCGAUGACCUCCCUACAGCUGUGACACCUAACAACGGGGAAGUCCCAGAGGAUGGAGAGAGCAGUCUCACCCGUUCGUUUUGGGCCGAUGGUGGCGUCGAGGGGUCCAGAGGACACGAGGACAUGCAGAGCUUGGAGAUCCAGCGCGCUGAUGCCAACGAGCUGGGGCUGAGGAACCUGUGUUACUCAGAGGAGGGCCAAGACGACAAGGCCAAGGCCAAGGCCAAGUCGGAGACGGAGAAACAGUUAGCCGCCGGUGAGCUGUGGGCUGCCACGAAGGACAAGUCUCCUCAAAGGGGCGUGGCGGGGGAAGCCGAGACCGAGAGUCCUGGGGGUGCGGAGGGCUCUUCCGAAGCUUCGCCAGACAGAGAGGACCUGGAGCUGAAAGCAAAAGAGCUUUGGAAUACCCUGGAGGAGGACGAGAGGAGGGACGAGAGUAGGCUGGAGGAGGACGAGAGGGGGGACGGAGGAGCCGUGAGAGGCGAGUUCGACUGCCAUCGCUUCCAGCAGGGAGACCUCCACCUGUGGCCCGCCGAGAACGACCAGUGGGCCUCUUCGGAGAACAGGAACCCCGAGGCCGAGCUGGGAUCGGAGUUCUUCUCGGGGUUUGGGAAGAAGGCCUGGGAGGAGAGGGAGAGGACGGGGGUGAGAAGGGAGUUGUGGGAGGCCGAUGAGAACGAUGAGCUGGCGGGGAGCGAGCUUCAUCCAGAUGUCCUCCACGCCGCCGAGAACGUGGAGAACGUGGAGAACAAGGAGGCGCAGGGGAGGCCUGGCCUCUCUGAUCUCCAGGAGGAGCCUCCUCCUCCUCUUCCGCAGCAGCAGCUGUCCACACACCGGCCUUCUGAAAGCAUCGACGUCCAAGAGGAUCACCGGGCCGUCGAGGUUCAGCAGGAGGAAAACAUUGAGAAUCCGGAAGUAGUUGAGGAUCUCGAAGGGGAUCCUGAGGUUGACCUGUUGGAGGUUGAAGUAGAGAAUCUGGAGACCCCCGAGCAGGAACCCUCGGCGCCAGGACGGGAACGUUUCAUGCCGCUCACGGAAACGGGCAGUUCUGAUCAAGCGCCUGUGGUGUCUUCACAAGAAGAACCCCCUGAGAACGGGGAGAAUCAGAACUUCAACAGAUGGCCACAGAAUCACCUCACCGAACCCCUGCUCGAGGAACAGGGUGUGGAUUCACAGAACCAUAACACAGAUCCAUCGGAGAACGUACACUCAAAUAUAGCUGCCUGCAUCACCGAAGCAUCACCUCCAGCAGACUUCCUGCCAGACCUAGAAGACAUGGACCCAAGCAUACACAUUGAAGCUGAAUGGAGCGACGUGAUUGGUCGGCAAGGGAGGGAACGGAUUAUUGGUAUUGAAAAUGUAAGCGAGGAUUUAAGGGAUGUAUCUUUUCCAUCUGUUCCUCUCUCUUUUGCCAACGAUAACUGCCCCCCGAUACAAGAGGACAUCGGACCGUCGUUCCCACUGGUAGACAACUUUAGCUCUGUCGACUUUCCAAGCCCCCCCCCAAGCGUAGACCUCGACGUCCAAGACGACCGAUUAGAAAGUUUGGAUGACUCUUUUCCCAGUCCACCACCUUCUGUUGUAGAGAUGGAGGAGGACAUUGAUCCCAUGAAUCUGGACGACUUUUUUAACAGCUCAGAGAAAGACUUCUACACACCCUCAAGUCACCCUAAUGCCUCAGAACCAACCCUUCAGGAGUUAACCCCCACCACUACUCAUAGUAGAGGUAUCUCAGCCAACUUUGACCUUUCACCUGUGCGUCCAAUGCUUCCGUCUGUCCCAGGCGACAGACAGAUUGAGGAUCGCCUCGCUUACGCCACAGUGGACGGAGAUGACCGAACAAAACCGUCCCAAAAACCCACCACUGCCCUACCGUCUUUCCCCCAACGCUCACUCAACUCCAUCCCUGAAUUGUUGAUCUCAGAGUGGAAGGAUCUGGACGAAGAAGCUCUCGAGGAUUUUGAGAAACUGGAGCAGCUUUGCUGCAUAUCCGAGGACGAGGAGGACCUCUUCCUGGGGAACCUGGAACUUCUGGGAUCCAUGAAGAAAAAGACACCUGAGAAGAAGACUAGAGCUGCCGGGGUAGGGGUCAAAGGUGAGACGGCUUGUGAAGCCUCGACGCCAGAGGGGAACAGAAGGCUUGAACUGAGGGAAGAUGUUGACGGCAUCUCUCAGAGCUCAGAUGAGCUGCCAGAUGAUGCUGCUCAGACCGGGUCAAAACGAUCACCGCAGGAAGACAGGAAAGAACUACAAAGCCCAUCAUCUCGUUCGCCAUGCCAUUCUCCUGACUCCAAGGACCAGGGGUCACUCUCCAAAAUGCCCACGAAGAACGGCCUCAUGAUGCAGGUGUGUGAAGAAAGGCUACAGUUCUCCCUCAGCGAAAAUGUUAAAAGCAACGUUCUCUGGGGAACCACAGUGAGCGACACUGUCACUCUGCAUCCCUGGGGAGACAACACCACAGAAGCCAGUGAAAACCCAGUGACUGGAAACGACAGGAAAGCCCCUGAGAGGAUCGAGGAACCGCAGCCAGCGUCCAGUCCUGUGCCUCAGACCGACUCUGGUGGAACUGCCAAUGAACCGUUUACUGUGAUCGAACAGCCUGAGGUUACGUCACCUCAGCCUGUGGGAAACCUAGCAAUGAAAGCCAAGCUAGCUCGUCUGUCCCUUGCCCUGCCACCUCUAGCUCUAGCUCUCCCUCUGUCCCCAAGUCCCAAAGGAGGGUUUGGAGACGGGUUACUAGGGCACAGAAGUGGGAGAAGGAGGGGCUUGUCCACAGGAAGUGACCUUGACGACGAGGAGGAAGACGAACAGGAAGAUGAAAGCUCUAGGAGGGUUAUCGUCGUCACGGAAACGGACGUGGACAAGAGGGUGGGCCUGAGGAGUCUGUUGAAGUCUCCGAAGGAGCCUACGGACAGAGACAAAGACAAGGGACGCAACGUGUCCUUUUUUGAUGAUGUCACUGUCUAUCUCUUUGAUCAGGAAACUCCAACCAAUGAGCUGAGUGGUUCUGCUCCUGCAAGUCCAACUCCAGCCCCUGGAAAAAGCACUAAAUUUGACCUACAUGGAGCAAACAGCAAAGGCAAAAACUCUAAAAGAAAAGAGGAGUUGUCAAUCAAACCAAGGUCUCCUAUGGGGUCCAACCCGGUGACAUCAUCACGCUUUACCGUGAGCCCUGCCAGUGACCCCCACCUAAAGUGACGUGGAGUUCCGGAACCCUUACACCAGAACCCCUCUGAGAGUAGCCAGUGUGUUAGCCUAUCAUCAGAUAUUCUCAGAGACUAUUUUUAUAUCGAUCAGACAAGACUCCCGUUCAACAAGCUGGACACAUUCCAGGGUUUACCAGCAACAGGAUUUUGUAUGCGACCUUAGGUCAUUGAGUACCUCCCUUUGCAAACUGUAUUUAAGGGGUUGAUUUGUAGUGACUGGUCGAAGGAAGUUUGUUAGAGGACAGGAGGAGCUUGGAGCGUUGUAAAAUCUGAAACCGACUUGACAGCUAUGCAACGGGAGUCUCAUUGUGUUCUACCAGCUUACCUUUCCUGCUUCUUUCUGUUGUACUGUUCAGGUUGGGGGACGCACUUUCUUUAAUCGUUUGUCUUUGUGAAGACUUGGAUUUAAAUUCUCAAUUUGUAAAAAUGAUUUUCAUCGCCGUCGUCGGCCAUUAUUGUAAGGAGCAGUUAGGGACAGAAUAUGCUUACCUCCUGUAUUUGAGAGUAUUCAUUAAACAUUUGUAAAAAGAUCGUCAUACAAGUGAAUACAAUAACAUUUUAGAGCUGUUUAAUUUAGAUGUGUUCUUAGAUUGCACGAAAAGUAAAAGCAAGCUAUGUUUCUUUCUACUUUUUAUUCUAAAAGAUCUACUAAUGUCUAGCAAUUAUUUAUUUGUCUAUUGAUUUAUCUAUUUAAAAUUGAUUUCCAUGAAAUGUAAAUAUUCUUUAUUUAUUUUUGUGCAAUUACUUUUAUCAGAAUUGUUUGGGAGAAAAGUAUCUAGGUAAUACCUUCUUAAUAUUUCACUUCUUCAUAACAAAUACAAGCAAGAUAUUUUCCCAAACCUAUUAAUUGCAAAAAGUAUUUUGUAUAAUUUAAUGUCUUUAUAUCUACCAUUCUGUACUAAACAAUGUCCUCUAAUGUAUCUACAGUAUCUAUGUUUAUUUUCAAAUGUCAAUUAAUUGGUUGUCUUGUAAUUUUUUUCCUUCAUUUGAGGACAAUUGAUGUAGCUUAGCAUGAAAAGAUUUAAGCCUUUCAUUGGUAAAUAACUCCAUAAGUUGAUGUAUCUGUUCGUUUUUAUUUUCUAGUAAUAACAAUCCUUCAUGCA
Messenger RNA from Hypomesus transpacificus, 9728 nucleotides. It is a transcript of the gene lmtk3, whose product is annotated as lemur tyrosine kinase 3. Gene Ontology annotation, biological process: protein phosphorylation. Gene Ontology annotation, molecular function: protein kinase activity; ATP binding. Lineage: Eukaryota; Metazoa; Chordata; Actinopteri; Osmeriformes; Osmeridae. The record is from RefSeq and is a predicted model, not a curated record. The transcript has 17 exons. The coding region runs from base 452 to 8617 and encodes 2721 amino acids.